Messenger RNA from Drosophila subpulchrella, 2651 nucleotides. RefSeq names its product activating transcription factor of chaperone (gene crc). Gene Ontology annotation, biological process: regulation of transcription by RNA polymerase II. Gene Ontology annotation, cellular component: nucleus. The coding region runs from base 1287 to 2180 and encodes 297 amino acids. The transcript has 3 exons. Lineage: Eukaryota; Metazoa; Arthropoda; Insecta; Diptera; Drosophilidae. The record is from RefSeq and is a predicted model, not a curated record. Gene Ontology annotation, molecular function: RNA polymerase II transcription regulatory region sequence-specific DNA binding; DNA-binding transcription activator activity, RNA polymerase II-specific.
ACUCGGCUUUGACUUCGAUUUCUGCCGCCCCCCGCUCCCAACCACCCCGUCUUGAACAAAAGCGACCCAGAACAACACAAAGAAAACUGCCCAAAGCGAACCGAGACAAUAAUAAACAAGCUGCGAAGUAGCAACCACACAAUCGCACGUCUUGACGUUUAUAAAACGCUCAAAAGACAAAUGAAAAGGCAGUCGCGAAAUAUUAAAAAAAAAAAUUGAUUCAAAUAAGCGUUGUUAUAAUUUGUUAAAUGGUUUUGAUGAAGGAAAUCUGGCGUGUCGUUAAAAUUAAGUCUAAGAAACUUGUAAACUAAGCUAACGCGCCCAAAUUCGAAGCCUCAUCGAACUUUGUUAAGUGAAUUGCUGGCUGUGAAGUGAAGGCCUUUUGAGCCACUCCAAAAUUUUCAACAACAGCAAACAAAACGGCUAGAGUCCGCUUAAGGCGACCAUCGAGUGCCAACUAUAUGUAGCCCAUCCCGGGAAAAUAGACAAACCCACGAUAACGUCGCGAGCACCUGGAAAUUCGAGUGCGGGCACCAAGGACUUUGUUAGCAUGAUACCACACUGUGGAUACCGUUACAUGUGGAACCGUGAAAUUGUGAUAAACUCGCAAAAGUUGGUGAAACGACGUUAAGCAGAAGAAUCCAAGUUGUCCGACCACGCCGAGCAUUUUGCGGCAGCAGUUGGAUCCCACGGACAGAGCAACAGGAACCGAAGGACAGACAAACAUUUAAAAGCCAUAACUCAAAUACUAUCAUAGAGUUUUAAACUUUGAAAACGUUUUUUGCGUUUUGGCACCAGUCGCGUUCAGAUUUAACUUAAAUUUUAACCGACAGUUAACCUCAAGUUGGCAAAAAUCCGUACUAUUUGUGAACGGUUUUUUUGUGUUUCUAUUUACCCAGCCAAGUGCUGGACUUAUAACCGCUUUACCAGCACGUUCUCAAGCCUAUUCGAUUGUACAUUCAAAAUUGACUCUGUGAUUUUUUACUUUUCUUUUGUCAAUAUUUUAUAUAUAUUAUUUACUUACCAUUUAUACGAAAAUUGUUCAUAUCAUUAUUUACAAAGCGCAUAUCUUUAAAAAAUUAUUUGUAGGUUUUUGUCUAGAUUUAGAUGAUUUUUCAUUGUUUUAUAUUUUAGUCUAGUGUUUCUUGACAGUCUUGUUUAUAGUUUAGAUUAGGUCAUCAAUCUAACAAUACAUUUUUUCUGCCCAUCCUUUACUGCCUUUACUUGAAACUUGAAAUACACUUUCCUUACACUCGACAACAUAACGAUUCACUGCUGCCGCAAACAUGAGUACAUAUAUAUUCAUGCAAGCCUAUGAAUGUCUUCUGGACCAAAAGGCAACCAUUAACUGCAUCGACUAUGAGAGGAACAGCUAUCAGCCCAUCAUCGAUGCUGUCAGCCAGCCGAUAAUUCCCGUAAACAAAGUACCAUUCGCUGCAUCUUCCGUCGCUGCUUCACUCGUUUCUUCCGCCGAUUACCAGCUCGGCGAUCCCCCAUCCCUUGUUCUGCAGCAAUUGACACCGCCGCAGUCUCCGCCCCAAUUCGAUGCUUACAAACAGCCAGUGGAAUCGCCACAGCCCGUGCCUGUUAAGGCCGAGCAGAAGGUGCAAUGCUAUACUCCUGAUGCCACAAGUGCGGCAGCCGCCACACCCUUCAAUUUCAACAACUGGGUGGGCGGCAGCGAAAUCGCACGCGAGAACCAACUGGUCGAUGAUAUCGUCAAUAUGCGCGCCAAGGAGCUUGAGUUGACCACAAACUGGCCGCAGUUCAAUGACGACUGCGAAUCUCAGGCCUCUUCCUCGCUGGAUAGCAGGAGCACAGGCAGCGGAGUAAAUGGAAGCAUCGCCGACGUGGACGAGGACUGGCUGCCAGAAACCACCAGCAGUUGCUCCUCCCCAGCUCACACUUCGGUGGAGCAGUCUGUGGCCAAGCCAAAGAAGCGUACUCGCACAUACGGUCGCGGUGUGGAGGAUCGCAAGAUCCGGAAAAAGGAGCAGAACAAGAACGCCGCCACACGGUACCGCCAGAAGAAGAAGCUCGAAAUGGAGAACGUGCUGGGCGAGGAGCAUGUACUGUCCCAGGAGAACGAGGAGCUUCGCCGCACUCUGCAGGAGCGUCGCAACGAGAUGCGCUAUCUGCGCCAGUUGUUACGCGAUUUCUACCGAAACCGCAAGCGCUAGGCUUUAUCCUUUGUUUCAUUUAGAUUUCAAUGUCGUUUGCAAAGUUAUCGUUAUCGUUAGACCCAACACUCUCCCACAUUCUCUUAACAACUGCAUAAUGUUUCAAUGUAACCCCCAUAACAACAACAAUCACCAGCUUACCCAAAGCUUUGGAAAACAAUUAUGCACGCAGUCUGUCUUGGCCCUCAUUUUUUGGCACUUAUGACGAGUCACCGAAUUCCGAAAUAUCCUAUGCCAAUGGUGGCCAAUGGCAAGCCUAAACCCCAUGCGAUACAGGUCGAUUUGCAUUCUCGAAAACCUUUUUGAGUUGUUUUUUGUGCGGAUUGGCCUGUGACGCGACUGCUGUACUAGUUUGAAAACCAUUUUAUUUUUUGACAAAUGUAGUAGAUUUACUUUAUUGAUUUUUCAACAGUAUGUAAUACAGAAUAUUAUUCAACAUGUAUCAGCAAUAAAUCAAAAGGGUUUUUAAAA